Molecule: messenger RNA, 4542 nt
Organism: Pistacia vera
Lineage: Eukaryota; Viridiplantae; Streptophyta; Magnoliopsida; Sapindales; Anacardiaceae
Product: regulatory-associated protein of TOR 1-like
Exons: 23
Coding region: 1-4068 (1355 amino acids)
Biological process (GO): TOR signaling; cellular response to starvation; positive regulation of protein serine/threonine kinase activity
Cellular component (GO): TORC1 complex; cytoplasm
Molecular function (GO): protein binding; protein-macromolecule adaptor activity
Source: RefSeq, a predicted model, not a curated record
AUGGCAUUAGGAGAUUUGAUGGCGUCUAGGUUUUCACAAUCCGCUGUCGUUUCAAACCACUUUGACGACUGCGGCUCCACGCAAGACGACGUCGAUUUGCUUUCUCAGAGGAGAGAUUCUGAUACUGCAAGUAGUAGUUACGGCAAUGGUACAGGCACAUCAAUUGCAACCACCACCGGGAACGGUGCCACCACCAGUAUGGCUUACUUGCCUCAGACUAUCGUUUUGUGUGAACUACGACACGAUGCCUUUGAAGCUUCUACUCCCACCGGUCCAUCUGAUAAUGGCCUUGUCUCCAAAUGGCGGCCAAAGGACCGCAUGAAGACAGGAUGCGUAGCCCUAGUUUUAUGUUUAAACAUAAGUGUUGAUCCACCGGAUGUAAUAAAGAUAUCUCCUUGUGCAAGAAUGGAAUGCUGGAUAGAUCCGUUUUCUAUGGCACCCCAAAAAGCACUUGAAACUAUUGGAAAGAACUUGAGCUUACAGUAUGAGAGGUGGCAACCCAAGGCUCGGUAUAAAGUUCAGCUUGAUCCUACGGUUGAGGAAGUAAAGAAACUUUGCAAUACAUGUCGUAGAUAUGCUAAAUCUGAGAGGGUUUUGUUUCAUUACAAUGGGCACGGCGUGCCAAAACCAACUGCCAAUGGUGAAAUUUGGCUUUUCAAUAAGAGUUAUACACAGUAUAUCCCUUUGCGAAUCAGUGAUCUUGAUUCCUGGUUGAAGACUCCAUCCAUAUAUGUUUUUGACUGCUCUGCUGCUGGGAUGAUUGUCAAUGCAUUUAUAGCGCUUCAUGACUGGGGUGCAUUGAACUACUCUGGAUCUACAAGGGAUUGCAUUCUGCUUGCUGCCUGUGAAGCACAUGAGACUCUUCCUCAGAGUGAUGAGUUUCCUGCUGAUGUGUUUACUUCUUGCCUCACCACACCGAUCCCAAUGGCAUUAAGAUGGUUCUGCAAACGUUCAUUAUUGCAUGAGUCACUUGAUUAUUCUCUCAUAGACAAAAUUCCUGGCCGCCAGACUGAUCGGAAAACACUUCUGGGGGAAUUGAAUUGGAUUUUCACAGCAGUGACUGAUACUAUUGCCUGGAAUGUUCUACCUCAUGAUCUUUUUCAGAGAUUGUUCAGACAAGAUUUGUUAGUUGCCAGUCUGUUCAGAAAUUUUUUACUUGCCGAGAGAAUCAUGCGUUCAGCAAAUUGUUCUCCGAUAUCUCAUCCCAUGUUGCCACCAACCCAUCAGCAUCAUAUGUGGGAUGCGUGGGACAUGGCUGCUGAAAUUUGCCUCUCUCAGCUUCCAUCAUUGGUUGAGGAUCCUAAUGCUGAAUAUCAGUCAAGUCCUUUUUUCAGUGAACAGCUGACGGCUUUUGAGGUUUGGCUUGACCAUGGAUCUGAAAAUAAAAAACCUCCAGAGCAGUUGCCUAUUGUUCUUCAGGUUUUACUUAGUCAAUGCCAUAGAUUUCGGGCGCUCGUUCUUCUUGGAAGAUUCCUUGACAUGGGACCUUGGGCUGUUGACCUGGCUUUGUCUGUUGGGAUAUUUCCGUAUGUUCUGAAGUUGCUGCAAACAACAACACCUGAACUACGCCAAAUUCUUGUAUUCAUAUGGACAAAAAUUCUUGCUCUGGAUAAGUCAUGUCAGGUUGAUCUUGUGAAGGAUGGAGGUCAUGCAUAUUUUAUUAGGUUUCUUGAUAGCAUGGAAGCAUAUCCAGAACAGCGUGCCAUGGCUGCAUUUGUGUUGGCUGUCAUUGUGGAUGGGCAUAGGCGGGGACAGGAAGCCUGUAUGGGAGCUAAUUUGAUCCAUGUGUGCCUGAAGCAUCUUCAAGCUUCAACGCCAAAUGAUGCACAAACUGAACCCUUAUUUCUUCAGUGGCUUUGUCUAUGUCUGGGGAAGUUGUGGGAAGAUUUUGCAGAGGCACAAACUAUUGGUCUGCGGUUGGAUGCCCCACGGAUAUAUGCUCCUCUACUCUCUGAACCGCAACCAGAGGUUAGGGCCUCUGCUGUUUUCUCCUUAGGUACCCUGCUUGAUAUUGGGUUUGACUCGUGUAGAGAUGGUGUUGAAGGAGAUGAAGAAUUUGAUGAUGAUGAAAAAAUUAGAGCUGAAAUUAGUAUUGUUAAAAGCCUUUUAAGCGUUGUUUCAGAUGGAAGCCCACUUGUCAGAGCAGAGGUCGCUGUAGCUCUAGCACGCUUUGCCUUUGGCCACAAGCAGCAUCUCAAGUCAAUUGCUGCCGCAUGUUGGAAACCUCAGUCUAGUUCUCCACUGAGUUCCUUACCUUCAUUGGCUAAUAUAAAAGCUACAGGAAGUGGAAAUAUUGUUUCAUCUCAAAUUGGUCCAUUGUCAAGAGUUGGCAAUGAUAACUCAUCACUGGUCAGAGAUGGAAGGGUCUCAACGAGCAGUCCUCUUGCUAAUACUGGAAUUAUGCAUGGAUCCCCAUUGUCUGAUGAUUCAUCUCAACACUCUGAUUCUGGAAUCUUAAAUGAUGGCAUCAGUAAUGGGGUUGUUAAUCAUAUAAGACCAAAACCACUAGACAAUGAAAUGUAUUCACGGUGUGUAUUGGCUAUGUGUACUUUAGCUAAAGAUCCUUCUCCACGCAUAGCAAGCCUUGGGCGUCGAGUACUGUCCAUUAUAGGGAUUGAGCAGGUGGUGGCAAAACCUGUUAUGUCUGCAGUUAACAGUUUUCGUCCUGGUGAACCCACAUCAGCAUCUCCAACACCUCUUGCUGGACUUGCUCGUUCAUCUUCUUGGUUUGAUAUGAAUGCAGGUCAUUCUUUAAAGUUUAGAACUCCUCCUGUAAGCCCACCUCGGCAAAGUUACUUUGGGAUGCGAAGAGUUUGCUCUUUAGAGUUCCGGCCUCACCUUAUAAAUUCUCCCGACUCAGGAUUAGCUGAUCCUCUUAUAGGCCAGGGGGAAUCUUCUGGGGUUUCAGAACGCAGUUUACUGCCUCAUUCAACUAUCUACAACUGGAGCUGUGGCCACUUCUCCAAGCCACUUCUUACAGCGGCAGAUGAUACUGAAGAAAUGAUUGUUAGAAGAGAAGAGAGGGAAAAAUUUGCACUAGAACACAUUGCAAAAUGCCAGCGCUCUUCUGUUAGCAGGCUUAGCAAUCCAAUUGCUUGCUGGGAUACGAGAUUCGAAAAUGGUGCCAAAACAGUCUUGUUGCAACCUUUUUCACCCAUUGUGGUUGCUGCUGAUGAGAAUGAAACGAUUAGGGUAUGGAAUUAUGAGGGAGCUACCCUCCUCAAUGGUUUUGAUAAUCAUAGCUUUCCUGACAAAGGAAUUUCUAAGCUCUGCCUUGUGAAUGAACUUGAUGAUAGCCUGCUUCUUGUUGCUUCAAGCAAUGGAAAUAUUCGGAUUUGGAAAGACUAUACUGUUAAGGAUAGCCAGAAGCUGGUUACUGCGUUCUCUGCAAUCCAAGGUCACAAACCUGGUGUGCGAUAUUUAAAUGCUGUUGUUGACUGGCAACAGCAGUCUGGAUAUCUGUAUGCUUCUGGAGAGAGAUCGUCCAUUAUGCUUUGGGACCUGGACAAAGAGCAGCUUGUCAAUUCCAUUCCUUUUUCACCAGAUUGGAGCAUCUCAGCUUUGUCUGCUUCUCAAGUUCAUGGGGGUCAAGUAGCGGCUGGUUUUUUGGAUGGUGCUGUCCGACUCUAUGAUGUUCGAACGCCUCAAAUGCUUGUCUGUACAUCUCGGCCACAUAUUCGGCCACAUACACAGCAAGUAGAAAGAGUUGUGGGUAUCAGCUUUCAGCCUGGGCUUGAUCCAGGAAAGAUUGUCAGUGCAUCUCAGGCUGGUGACAUCGAAUUUCUUGACUUCAGAAAUAGCAGUGAUACUUACCUCACAAUCGACGCUCACAGGGGCUCACUGACAGCUUUAGCUGUACAUAGACAUGCUCCAAUUGUUGCCAGUGGCUCAGCAAAACAAUUAAUCAAAGUUUUCAGUCUGGAGGGUGAACAACUAGGCUCCAUUAGGUAUCACCAUCCUAGCUUCAUGGCCCAGAAGAUUGGUUCUGUAAGCUGCCUCACCUUCCAUCCCUAUCAAGUGCUGCUCGCUGCUGGUGCAGCAGAUGCUUGUGUCUCUAUUCAUUCUUGAUGACAGCUCAGAGCAUAUAGUGGAUAUCGGUUAUACAAAUCUGAAUGGCAGCAAGGUCGUGUAAAUGUCAGAAUCACUCUUAAUGGAUUCAAGUCAUCAGAAGGGAGAUAAUCUGCCACCUCAAUCACCACUGCCUGUUGAUAAAUCUAGAGAAUAUUGGUUGGGCGAGUUCUAGUAAAAUUGUAUGCUAUACAUUCAUUAGCCUCCGGUGUAGAGUCUAACAUGUUCGAGUAACAAAUCCGCAUUAGGGGGCUUCGGCAAAUAAUUUGUUAUAUAGGUAAAUGCGUGUAAAUAGUUUUUUUUUUUUUUUGUCUACCAUUUUGGGUGUGUCCAUUGUUCCCUCCAUCCCUUUGUCCAAUUUGUAAAAACAGCACAUUUCAUUAAUCAUAACGUAAGUGUUGUAGACAUGGUUGACCGUCCCCUGAAAUGUGGGGCACUCGGCCUUGUCACAUAUCGUGUUAAAUCUCUGAUCAA